This is a messenger RNA of Diplodia corticola, 1935 nucleotides long. Its product is annotated as pentatricopeptide repeat-containing protein chloroplastic q9ls25. Gene Ontology annotation, molecular function: protein binding. Lineage: Eukaryota; Fungi; Ascomycota; Dothideomycetes; Botryosphaeriales; Botryosphaeriaceae. Bases 1 to 1935 code for a protein of 644 amino acids. The transcript has a single exon. The record is from RefSeq and is a predicted model, not a curated record.
AUGCUCGAGAAGGCUCUCCUCACACACAAUGGCACCCUCCACGUCGCCAAGUUGAUCCACAGUUACUUCCGCCGCUUGCCAAAGAAAAGCAAAUCGCAAGCCUUGCCAGCCCUGCUUGAGUUCGCCGACCGGGUCAUCGAAGAUAUCCGGAGCGGUGCCGUUCCGCCACAUACUGUCGCAAGCCUACAUUUGCUGUCUUUUCUCAAAGAAGCUGGACGGUUUGAGCGGGGGGCCGAGUUUUGGGAUUGGCUCAAGCGAAAGGGCAACGAUUUUGUGGAUGCUGCUGUCUACGGAGCUGCAAUCGAGCUGCUGGCGGCACAGGGCAAAGUCGGGCUGGCUGAACUGGAGGCUAUGUACGUUGAAGCUCUCCGUCGCUUCCCAGGAAAUUUCGCCGAGUACCAUCUUUCACCGGAAGCUAUAGUGCCGGACCGCGGCCAGCCCGUCACGAUCAAAGGACUCCCCACUUCAUUGCUGCAGGGCAUCUCAUUCGCGAGAAUAACCUGGGGGGAUUGGCGAAAUGCAUACCUUGGAUUCGAUACAGCAUUGCGCCUAUUUCCAACCCAGGUCCCAGAGCGCUUUUUCGAGAUUUUCAUACACGAGAGGCCACUCGCCGAGUCAUACACGGUUUUCAUGAUGGCCUGUCGGUCUGGCGUUGUCCUGAGGCCAGAACAUUUGACUGUUGUCUUGAGCAAGUUGGUCGACAGCCAGUUUCGUGCUUCUCUAAAGGACAAGAUUUUGGCCGUCAAGGGAAUGUUGAACGCUAUACACGCUUACGCCGGUGUUGGCGGCUCCAUUGGAGGGCACUAUCUCAGUACGCUUGUUAAAGGCUUUGAAGGCCUGCUUCCAGGAGUUUUCCCGCAGGAAAAUGUAGCCAGCCAAACCGGCAGCCAGCUCGUUGGUAACACUGCACGCGAAACCGUGCUGACCAUGUCGCAAGCCGGUGUCCCGUUCACCUUGUCGACUGCUUCUAGCCUGGCGGGCCUUGCAGGGAAAGCGCGACUGCCUGAGCUCCUCGGCCAAACAAUCCAGGACAUUUCCGCCUCGGGCCUGGAACCAAACGAAGUAACGCAUAGAUCUUUGGUCCUAGCGGCUGGUCAGAUCAAGCAUCUUGAGUUACUUGAGCUGAGCUGGAAGAGGCUUGUGGAAUCAGCCGAGACAUCUGGGAGACAGCUGGACCUGCGAGACUGGCAAGCGUUGGGGCGCGCAAGCAUCAACGCUGGUCACAUCAACUUCUUGCGAGAGCAGACUUUAUCGCUCAGCCACGCUAUAACAGAUGAGAUAAAACAUUUGAUCGAGCACGAAGUAGCCAAGGAACAACCAACAGCCACGCGUGGACAGGGGUUCACGGAAGCCGACUAUGCUCUCGUUGCCGCCGCGAUAGCAGAAAUCAAGUCUCAGGUUGAGUCAAUUUCUGCGCUCAUAACCUCGGGCAAGUUCCUCAAUUUCUACGAACAUGAUCUUCCUACGUCAUUGGUUGCUAGACCAGCAAUAGGAUCAAACAUGGCGUUGCACACGGUAUACGAUGAACUCACGACAGACCCUCGUCUUCCUACGACGGAUCAGCCACCUCAACCAGUGACGAAGACUGCUUCUGGCUACCCCCUGGACGCCUUGCGGUACGCAAACUGGGUAUCCAUCAACGAGCUUCUUCUCGACGCUGAAGCACGCGAACAAGAGCGUGAGCGGAGGACGAACAAGGCUCUCAAAACCCAGGGUUCAUCGAGAUUGGAAGCGACCGCCCGAAACUUUCCGCGCUCUAGGCUCUCACCACAUAGAACUUUACGGGAUCAGGAUAAAACUCUCGUUGAGGACGACACGGCUCGACACGAUGCCGGCCAUGGUGGAGCUGGUGCUGAUGAGCUUGGGCCUGUGAGACAGAAGAUACGCCGGCUGAGGGCGCUUCAGGAUCACCCACACUUCGCAAUAGACCCCUGA